Molecule: messenger RNA, 3898 nt
Organism: Dermacentor silvarum
Lineage: Eukaryota; Metazoa; Arthropoda; Arachnida; Ixodida; Ixodidae
Exons: 2
Coding region: 1101-2564 (487 amino acids)
Biological process (GO): tumor necrosis factor-mediated signaling pathway; regulation of canonical NF-kappaB signal transduction; protein K63-linked ubiquitination
Cellular component (GO): cytoplasmic side of plasma membrane; plasma membrane signaling receptor complex
Molecular function (GO): ubiquitin protein ligase binding; tumor necrosis factor receptor binding
Source: RefSeq, a predicted model, not a curated record
GGACCAGCAGCAGGUUGCUAGAACAGCUGGCCACUUGGUCCACAUGGCAAAGAGCUGUACCAGACGGCUAUGACAGCAGGCUGCUGCUACGUUGGCAAUCAAACGAUCUGUACUACCUCUACAGGUGUGCCAGUUGCCUGCUCUAUGAAAUUGCACAAUGAAGGAACAAAUGAUACCUCAAUAUCGUCACUGCAUCAAAUGUAUGCCUUCAAGCAGCGAAGCUUUCUUUAGUUUAUUCCCUGUGGUAAUUGUAUCUCGUGAGUUUAGUAUGGAGUAAAAUGAGGAGAUCCUCUAGGGAGUGCCUUAGUAAACCGGACCGGUCUAGGAGUCGGUGUAAUGAAAACUGGGCUGAUUCCAGACACAGUAUAAUCUGUGGUCGUAUGAAUUAUGUGGGUCGCAUGGUCGGGGGUCUUCGUACGCUAUCUUCCUUGGCAGGCAUGUGAUCGCUGUGCUGCAAACCAUGUUUCAGAAGAUGAAAAGUUUUAUAGCUUUUAAUCAACUGCCUAAUGAAUGCUUAAUUUCACAUAGCUUCCAACAUCUAGGUCGGAUAUGCGUGACCCUUUUUUCUUCCCUUUGUGCACUUUAGUAAGAUUGCCGGGACACCCAUUUUAUUUCUACACACAGGUUAGGAGCAAAUUCUUAGUUCAUGGUUAGAUUAUGCAACUGCCAUGGCAUGCUUAUUUAUGCCACAGCCGGCAUGGUGUUUUAGUGGCUAUGACUGGAUACUAUCGAAGUCGUGGGCAUGAUUUACAGCCAUGAUGGCCACAUUUCUAUCGGGCUGGAAUGCAAAAAUGUUCAUGUACUGAGGUUUGGAUGCAUGUUAAAGAGUCCCAGGCAGUGAAAGCUAAUCUUGAGCCCCCCCCCCCCCCCCCUACAAUAACAUCUUUUUACCCCAAUUUUGGCUUUGAGAUGCAAAAUCCCAUAAUUGAGUGGUUUAUGCCACAUUCCCAUCAGCUGCAUAAUAACAAGGUUGCAGUGUAAUAUGACUUGGCAAGUUGCCUUGUGUUUUGUGGAUGUGGUGCUUUAGUGCCCAUGAUGUUUUUUUUUAAUAAUGUGCAACUACCAGCCACCCGCCUGUUAAAUUUUGCUUAUCGUGUUUGAUGGACGUGCUUGCUAUUAAUGACCAACUGGCCAUUUGUUUUGCUGCAUGGUCUUUUAUAGGAAGUAGCAAAGGCCAUGGAGUGUUUCAAUCAAAAAAACUUGUUUGUUUGCAGCUUCCUGACAUGGCCUUGAUAUUUUGCAGGGAUAGCACCACGUUUGCAAGAAGGCACCAACAUAUGCUGGUAAAAUGCUGGAAUGAAGAAAGCGGCUGCGAGAUGGUCACUGCCGCCUCCAAACUCUAUGAGCAUUUCUUCCAAGAUUGUGACUACCACAUCACGUCUUGUCAAAAGUGUUCGGCUCUGAUUCUUUGUAACGAUGUGUGCGCACAUCUCAAGAGUGACUGUACCGAUUUUAUGGUGUCUCGCAUGUCUAGAGCCCCCAAAAUUUCUUACACUGACCCAGAAGGAAUACUGAGAGCUUUGAACGCGAGCUUAGAUGCGCGAGUCGGUGAAAUAAAGCACAGCCUAUGUGAAGCCCUGAGCGAGAGUAGCACUCUACUAAACAACCGAUUAAAUGAGCUUUCUCUUUGUAUGAACGCAAUGAAAGAAGCUGUGUUACAGCCAUCGACAAGUGAAAUUUGUGCAGAGCAGAGUGGUGGUCCAGAAACAGCUGCUGGUGUUGCCUCCAUCAGAGCAGUCAAACAAAUUAUUAAUGCUCACGGCGACAGGCUCACCAAACUUUCAAGUAGCAUAAGCAGUCCAGGUUACACUCUAAACCAAGGUGUGGGGGAUACGGAAACGACAAGUCCUGAGAGGCUUGAACAAAGUACAAAUAAUCCGAGGAUUGUUCAGGCACAAUUGAGCAAAAGCUUGACAGGAAGCACUCCCAGUCCGAAAGAAAUUUCCCAGAGCCUGGAGGUGCCUAAUGAAAUUCAAAUCGGAAAGGGUCUGAACCCUGCGGUAAGUUGUACAUCCUCUGAAAUCUAUGCCACGAAUUCUAGUUCUAUCCCAGCACCUAGAGAGAGUGUGAAACAAACAGAACAGCAUACGAAACUCCAGAGAGGAGAAGACGCAGCAGAAAACACAGGUAAUGCCAAACGUUGCGAGCUCAUUGUGAGAGGACUAACUUCGAUGAGGAAAUUUGCAAAUAUAAAUGGCUCUUAUGAUUACGUUGGGGAAAAAAUAUACCUCUUUGGCUAUCACAUGUUGGCAGGCGUUAAGCUCAUUAGGGGUAAUCAGUCUUUGACCUUGCAUGCGCGUAUUAAGCUUAUCAAAGGAGUGAAUGACAACUUUCUUCAGUGGCCAUUCCAUCAAAACAUCAAGCUGAUUGCUGUACAUCCAUCGGGGUACCAAACGUGCCAUUGUGUAAAUUAUGCAUUUCACAGUAUUGCACACUUUGGAAAGCCAGGACCAUUUGGCAACACGGCCUUGUAUUUUCCAGAAUCCUCGUUAUGCUUGGAAAAUCUUGAGCGUGAAGGAUACACAGUGGAUGACAAGGUUCAGCUGGCUUGGGAGCUCGCUUAGCGUGUCCAGUGAACAUGUGAGAGGCAUAUCAGGUGUUCUGGUUUUGCUCCGAUGUACACUGCUGUCUGACAGCACUGCUAAUUUCAUUGAUGUUCUGCCAUACUUGCGGAUUUGUUUUUGUUCAAUGGUACUUCAUAUCAUUUUUUGUACUGUUACCUUAGGCUGCAUUUCUAUCCUUGUAUUCACUGUUAUCGUCAGUAAUGCUCUUUCUCAGAAUGUGCCAAAUAAAUAAAGCGCUUACCAAAACUCAAAUACUGGCUAUGGUACAAACAUGCCGCUUAUUCCUGUAGAAGUGCGUAUGAGUACAUGAUAUUCUGUUUUGCAUGUUAAUGUGACUUCAAGAGAACAAUCUCUUUUGCUCUAUACUCCACUUGACUUUAGUGACAUCAGCUGUUCACUGAUAAAUACUGCCUAUAGUUGUGGUAAAUGGGUGCGAUAGUUAUUCUUUUGUUUUUCAUCUUUGCUGUGUACAUUGAAAUUUGUGGACCCAGUGGAGCUGUGAACUUGUGGGCAUUGCAAGAACCAUAAAGACGUAAAGAAUGCAAACCGAGAGCAGGUAGCACAUACACAAGCAUGUCAGAGGGAAAAGAGAAAAGGAACAUCGAGGCUGCAUGGCAAACGUGUGGGAGCUCUAGCUGCAAAGCUGCCCAAGCUGCAGAACCAGUGCACCGUCCGAGUAGAAGAGCUGCUGGUGCCAUUCUAGCGUGGCCCUGUGCUGAGGCAAGCCCACCCAGUGCAACUACUUAGGCCAUUCCUGGGACCAAGGCCUGCUGAGCAGCAUUUCCUAGAACACCGUUACACACGUCUCUUGGAGGAGAGUAACUAUAAGCACUGGCAGCUAACAGAGCCUGUGUCUGGGUUGGGGUCCACCAGAGGUGCGGCCGGUCGCCGAGGUUUUCGAGUGCAACAUGGACAGGUAUUGCACACAGUAUUGCAGCGAUGUGUCGUUGACCAUCAAGGACAGAGCUAUCAAACAGAGUGCCACCUGUACCUCAGUUCGCUUCUAGCGAGGAACACACCUCCAGGAUCACCGCCCAGUUUUUGGACAUUACGAUCUCUCGAUGUAGAUGAUUUUUAAUUUCUUGCCUUUAGCUUGGUGCAUGACUUGUCGCAUUAAACUACCUUUUGUAUUCUGCCCAUCCACUUUUGUGCCCUUAAGUUGUGAGAGAUUGUUUUUUUUGCUUUGAGUUUCUCAGUUGUCUUUCAACAUCUCAUGACACAAACAACUGACAAAUGUCCCAACUACCACACAACUACCAUACCUGUACAUACAUUUAUUUUCAGACAGCCUAUACACAUGGAAGCGAUUUCAACACAUGAUGUCUACGCAUGAA